AUGCCAGAAAAUAACUAUGACGUCGGAGAUCGUGUGCAAUUCCAAGAAAUUAGCUAUGAGUGCAUCCAAGCCCACAGAUCUCAGGUGGACUGGGAGCCCCGAUCUACUCCUGACCUUUGGAAAGCAAUCGGUGCAAUUGAACCUGAACUCCCUGAGGUGGACUUCCCUCUUUAUCGGAAGCGUGCCCUACUACUCCCUCUGGAAUUAGAUUUAAAAUCAAUUCUGGCCACAUCCACCGAAGAGAAAAACGAGGAGAUUGAUAACCAAAAGGUGGCAGCUAAUGAAGCUGAGAUAGAGGCCCAAGCCCUCUUGGCUAAACAUGAAGAUCUUCGCUUCGCUGUGAGUGAGCUGGUGAAGAUGAGCCCCGACCACCUUCAGGUUACGAUUCCUCCAGACCACGAUGGCGCGGAUGUCGACCCGAAGUUUACAAGAAACACUGUCCUCGGCGACCAGCUGGAGUAUCGGAGUUCGCUCAGAAAGGUGGCUCUCACCAGAUCGGAUUCAUCUACUAAGACAGCUGGGGCGGGCCAUACCUCUGGAAUCUCUGGAUCCCUCGCCGACGAGCCUACCCCAACCCCUACGCCUGUCCAGACCGAACCCACUGGGGCAUUUACGCUCGCCAAGGAUUUGCUCAGUUCCACAGGGGUGCUUGGACCCUUAGGGCAAUGGAAGCACGUUCCUGCAGAUGCGAGAACCCCUCGGCUAAAGAAAGAUGCCUUGUCGGAACUCUCUGAGAGGACGAGAAAGGUCUUAAGUGUCUAUGACAUCGAUCCUUCAAAACAGCCUAUAAACUGUUGGCCACACUAUCCUUACCGUGCCCUAGCCAUAGAGUAA
Molecule: messenger RNA, 834 nt
Organism: Penicillium manginii
Lineage: Eukaryota; Fungi; Ascomycota; Eurotiomycetes; Eurotiales; Aspergillaceae
Exons: 1
Coding region: 1-834 (277 amino acids)
Biological process (GO): carbohydrate metabolic process
Cellular component (GO): extracellular region
Molecular function (GO): carbohydrate binding; hydrolase activity, hydrolyzing O-glycosyl compounds
Source: RefSeq, a predicted model, not a curated record